Messenger RNA from Synchytrium microbalum, 375 nucleotides. RefSeq lists its product as uncharacterized. The record is from RefSeq and is a predicted model, not a curated record. Lineage: Eukaryota; Fungi; Chytridiomycota; Chytridiomycetes; Synchytriales; Synchytriaceae. The coding region runs from base 1 to 375 and encodes 124 amino acids. Gene Ontology annotation, biological process: proteasome assembly. The transcript has 3 exons.
AUGACGAUGAAUAAUACAGUUAGCUCAACGAACAUCCAAGUGAAAGAACGUACAGAAUCGUAUCUAGACAGGAGUAUCUACCUUCAAGUGAUUGUUCUCGACAAACAAAUGAUCUGUUAUUGUGGGGAUGAUGGGCGGCUGGGAAGUUUAUCAACUGCAGUCAAGACACGUUAUAGCAAUACAGCUGCUGCAACGACCUUAUUGUCUGGUGGAGUGGAUGAUACGAGUGAAAGUCUAGCCAAGAGGCUCGCUUCGAAAUACGACUGGCAAUUCUUUGUAUCAAUGAACCUGCCAACAAACGAUACGAAUUUGACUGUAUUCGCUGAGAGGAAACUAGGCGCAUUCGUCAAGGAAAUUGCUCAAUCAUCUUCUUGA